AUGUCAGGACGUGGAAAAGGUGGAAAGAGCAAAGUUAAAGCUAAGACUCGUUCAAGUCGUGCAGGGCUCCAAUUUCCAGUAGGAAGAAUCCAUAGACUAUUACGUAAAGGAAAUUAUGCUGAACGUGUUGGGGCAGGAGCUCCAGUGUAUCUUGGAGCUGUAUUGGAAUAUCUAGCAGCCGAAGUAUUAGAGUUAGCAGGCAAUGCAGCUAGAGACAACAAAAAAACCAGAAUUGUACCUAGGCAUCUUCAGCUAGCCAUAAGAAAUGACGAGGAGUUGAAUAAACUUUUAUCUGGUGUUACAAUAUCCCAGGGUGGUGUGUUGCCAAAUAUACAAGCUGUUCUACUACCCAAGAAGUCUGGAAGUGCAAGUGUAGCUACAGGAGGAAAGUCAACAAAGAGCCAAUCUCAGGAUUAUUGA
Messenger RNA from Diabrotica balteata, 420 nucleotides. The record is from the annotation of a GenBank genome assembly. NCBI's taxonomy places the organism in Eukaryota, Metazoa, Arthropoda, Insecta, Coleoptera, Chrysomelidae.